ACUAUUUAUCAAACAUGGCGACCGAGGACGGCCAGAUUGAAAUCAUCGCUGGGACAGACGACAGAACUCUCGUACCCAUUCCAUGUGGGGACCGGAAGUACAUGAAUGUGCUGGAGAGGGAUUUUUUGAACUGUUUCUUUACUUCAGUUUUGUUAUACGUCAAUCCUUUGACUCUUAUUCGCCGUCUCUGUGAAAAAGACCAUGUUUCCAAGGAGUGUUUGGAGUUAGUCGAAGCAAAACAGGAAAAUUCCCCUUUUCAGUUUUCGUAUGAAAUCUUGGCAAACGAAGUUGCGAAACGCAACUCUUUGAGGAGUUUUGUGUUUGCAUUGUAUUCUCUUCAAUAUACGCAGUUAGCAAAUGAUUUAAUCGGGUUCUACAAAGAGUACACUCGAACAAAACGUGUACAAGAAGUAGUACGUGCUACAGUCGGUGAUAGGAGAGCAAUACAGCAAUACUUUAAAUUCAUCAAAAAGCAAGUUCACGAAUUCACGUUCAAAAACCCUCAAGCCGAUUUGUCCGUCAUCGGUGCACGUAUAAGACAACGUAUAGAACUGGAGAAGAACGAUGGCAGACGACAAAACAUGUAUGACCGGUACAUUGCUCUGAAAGCUGCAGAAAUUGAUGCCCUGACCAACAGAACAGACGACAUCGAUCCUUAUGGAGGGGCUUUCUCAGACAUCGAGGAGGUUCUGGAUAGGAGCAGCAAUCCUGGUAUAUCCCGAGUCCUUCUGUAUGUACGGAAGGCUGACGUCUUGUCUUCGCUUGGGAGACAAGAAGAAGGACGAUGCAUGCUGAAAGCGGGGUUCACGUACGCAAAUGCAACCGAUACAUGCAUCGAAUCAGUAGACAUGGUAUAUAAAAGUGUUGUUUUCCGCCUUUCUGAACUUGAAGAAGACCCGUCCAAUUUGCUACUAAAGGAACAAUUGUUAGCCGAGGCAAGCCGGGGCCUUCAUGAACUCAACGAAGAAAAUGAGGAUGUAAAAACAUUCUGGAAGAGGCUCUUUGUGUUGAGAAUGAUCUAUUGUCAUCUAGGUAUCGGAAAACGCUGCAGAAUCUUUCCAAAUUUUGAAAUCUCCAAACAAUCCUUGAUGGAGGCUGAAAGACUGCUUUCUGUAGAUUCUCUUGAGGAUUUGGAACAUCGCCGCCAAAUGAUGUAUGGUGUUGCCAGAGCUCGUCUGCAGGAGCUCCAAGGAGAUUUGUCGUCUGCUGUGGAGACGCUAUCUCGAGUGCUGGAAAUUGCCAAAGAGGGAAAGUACACGGAAAUGCCUAUGAUUAGUGAUUAUCUAUCGUGUCUUUAUCAAAAACAUCAACAAAUUUAAAAACAUUAAGAUAUACAUGUGGACAUGAAAACAUAUUUCGUCUUGUUCUUUUAAAAUUGUACAAGAAUACAUGUUGUAUGUCUCACUUUGGUUGUUAAUACAUUUAUAAUCUGUCCCAAGAUAUUUAUGCUGCACAUUUGGACAAUUUUUAAUAAAAAUACACUUGCCUGUGAAAGAAGUGCAAUUGAAAUAGUUGAAAGGGAUAUUUUCCAAGAUAAUUUCAUUGACACAUUAUCAUCUUUCACUCGGAAAAAUUCACAGGAACGAAAACAGAUUCCUUACGGAGAUUUAUAAUGGGGAAUGUUUACAUCUUUUCUCCAUUCGGAAUACACUCGCGCAAUAUUUCAACGUUAUCAUCCGGCCAUGCACGGGCUUGCUGGAAUGCAAAAUCUCCGUAGGCAUCACAUUUUUUGGCAUUGUAUUGAAAUCUGAUAAGCUAACAGGGGCGUUUUAACUGAGAAAUCUUGGAAAUUUUUCAUACUUUUGAAUGAACAUCGUUUAAAUCCUGAGGUAUUUAUA
Messenger RNA from Magallana angulata, 1838 nucleotides. RefSeq lists its product as uncharacterized. The record is from RefSeq and is a predicted model, not a curated record. The transcript has a single exon. NCBI's taxonomy places the organism in Eukaryota, Metazoa, Mollusca, Bivalvia, Ostreida, Ostreidae. Bases 15 to 1319 code for a protein of 434 amino acids.